AUGGAAGCGUUGGCGGUUAAAUCAGCUUUGAGGAUAACAUUAUCCUACGGCGCCGGAUUCGGAUUCAUAUUAAUGGCGAGACUUUUGAUAAAACUCACGAGACCCGACAUUGUCGCGGAUGGAGGAAGGCCCGCUUUUAAACACAGCACGGAAUUGUUGGACGAAUAUGAUUUUAUUGUGAUAGGAGGUGGGAGUGCGGGUGCCGUCGUCGCAUCCAGACUAUCGGAGAAUCCCGCAUGGAACGUUUUGCUACUCGAAGCCGGACCCGACGAAACCAUUUUAAGCGACGUGCCCCUCUUCAUGGCGGCACUACAAAAAUCACCCAUCGAUUGGCAAUUUAAAACCGAACCUUCCGAUACUUAUUGUCUCGGAAUGAAAAAUCGACAGUGCAAGUGGCCGAGAGGAAAAGUAUUGGGUGGUAGCAGCACCAUCAACGCGAUGCUCUACGUGAGAGGUAACAGACGCGACUACGAUUUGUGGGGGAUGGAAAAUCCCGGUUGGGAUUUUGCAAACGUUUUACCAUAUUUCAUAAGAUCCGAAGACGUGAGAAUAGAUCGUUUGAAAUGGUCACCCUAUCACGGAUUCGGGGGAUAUCAAACCGUCGAAGAAUUUAAAUUUUCAUCUCCCAUCGUGACAAAGUUUUUAAAAGCCGGACGAGAAUUAGGGUACCCCAUACGAGACCUGAACGGAGAAUAUCAAACAGGUUUUAUGAAAUCGCAAGGAACUCUUCGCGACGGACUCCGUUGCAGCACCGCAAAAGCUUAUUUAAGGCCCUGCAGAAAAAGGAAAAACCUUCACAUAAGUCUCAAUUCGUACGUUCAAAAAAUAAACAUAAAUCCGUUCACGAGGAGAGCAGAAAGCGUCACGUUCAAAACUGAAUUUUUGGGUGUGAAAACGAUAAGAACGAAAAGAGAAAUCAUUUUGUCUGCUGGUGCCCUACAAUCUCCACAAUUGUUGAUGCUCUCCGGAGUAGGACCCAAAAAUCACCUUCAGGAUAUGAACGUUAGCGUCAUAUUGGACCUUCCCGGAGUCGGGGAAAACCUUCAAGAUCACGUCGCUUUGGGUGGCACCGCGUAUCUCAUCAACAAUCCCGAUCCUACGGGUCCGAGCCCGGGAUUCGUUUUGCCCAAAUCUCUGACCCUACCCGCCGUUCAAGAAUUCACGACCAACAAAAGCGGACCGUUGUACGGUUUGCCAGAAUGCGAAGCCAUGGCAUUCGUACACACCAAGUACUCGAAUCCGUCUGACGAUUGGCCAGACAUUCAAUUGUUUCUCGCUUCUUAUGCCGACAACACGGACGGAGGAGUUUUCGGUAAAAGGGACAGCGGUUUAACGGACGAAUAUUACGCGUCGUGUUACGAAAACAUUUUGUAUCGGGAUUCUUAUUCCGUAUUGCCCCUACUCAUGCGUCCCAAAAGCAGGGGUAAAAUCCGUUUGAAAAGUUCCGAUCCGAACGAUCCGCCUCUGAUAUAUCCAAAUUAUUUCGAUCAUCCGGACGAUAUCAAAGUUUUGGUCGAGGGAGCCAAAUUCGGGUACGCCAUGAGUCAAACGAUGACGAUGAAAUCGAUGAACGCCACACUUAAUCCGUAUUGUUCGCCCGAAUGUUUAAAAUAUGGAUUCCUGACUGACAAAUAUUGGGAAUGUCAGAUUCGCCAUUACACUAUGACAAUUUAUCAUCCCGUGGGUACUUGUAAAAUGGGUCCCGCCAAAGAUCACAUGUCUGUCGUUGACAAAAGGUUAAGAGUGCACGGGAUAUGGAAUUUAAGGGUCGCAGACGCUUCCAUAAUGCCGACGAUAACGACGGGUAACACGAAUGCUCCCGUCAUAAUGAUCGGUGAAAAAGUCAGCGAUUUGAUAAAGGAAGAUGCUUAUUACGAGGAUAGAUACUGGUUUGAAAACAGCGUACGUACACGAUGA
Molecule: messenger RNA, 1917 nt
Organism: Pediculus humanus corporis (human body louse)
Lineage: Eukaryota; Metazoa; Arthropoda; Insecta; Psocodea; Pediculidae
Product: glucose dehydrogenase precursor, putative
Exons: 7
Coding region: 1-1917 (638 amino acids)
Molecular function (GO): oxidoreductase activity, acting on CH-OH group of donors; flavin adenine dinucleotide binding
Source: RefSeq, a predicted model, not a curated record